AUGGAGGAAUCCCGUUUGAGACUCCAGAUUCAACUUUUGAGAGAUGAAUUAAACAAGAUGACAAUUUUAGCACAAAGAUGCCUUGGGGGGCAAAUAACGCCUCUUGACCUAUCAAACUCGACUCCGAUUGGACAAGGCGAAGGUGGAGGAGUCAUGGAAUCUCUAAACCUCAGAGAGUAUGUCAAGUUGUUCGCUCCUUGUUUAGAAAUUAAACCCGACAACAAUUCUACCCAUUAUGCGACCAGGGCGACUGGCAUUAUUGCCGCCAACAGCUCCACGAUCCUCAGGGCAUUGAUGGAUGAAAAUCAAUGGCCAUAUUUAUUUCAAACCAUAAUUGGUACGAGUGCACUUAUAGACCUAAUUCAAGAAGACAAUGGAACAAACUUGAAAAUGAUGUACGCCGAGCUGCAAGUGCUAUCGUCUUUGAUUCCUGUUCGGAAAGUAAAAUUUAUUCGAUUCAGCAGACAGGGAGUAUGGGGAAUGGUGGAUGUAUCUGUUGAAAAUUCCCAUGAUAUUUCGGAAACAAACCCAAUUAUAAAUUGUAGGAGGUUCCCUUCUGGAUGUAUUGUGCAAGAUAUGCCCAAUGGUGGCUCCAAGGUAACUUGGGUGGAGCAUUUGGACUUUGAAGAGAACGAGUUCAAUCAUCCAUUAGGAGUCAUGAGUUGCAGUUCGUCUUUUGGUGCUCAAAGGUGGCUUGGUUCACUUAAGAGACAAUGCCUAUGCUUGGCGAUUAUAACGUCUCCUCAUGAUCGAAUUAGCGGGAUGGUUAAUCAGUCCAGGAAGAGAAGCAUGGCUAAUAUGGCUCAUAGAAUGGUAGUCCAAGUAGGGGAAACAAUGGUGACUAUACGCAAUAAUAAUCCGGGUGAGCCAACCGGGGUGGUGCUGAGUGCCUCAAAUUCGUUCUGCAUGCCCAUUUCCCAUCAAUCUCUGUUUAAUUUCCUAAGCCACAAACAUACAAGGGGUGGUGAGUUGAUGGAGGUUCAUUCCACCAUACCAAUAAUGCGAGAGUUGGUUAGAAUCGACAAGAACAAUGGAGACCAUCUCAACCGUGUCUCUUUUCUUGUCACCAAGGUUUUACAUGGAAACAAUCAAAAUUCUGUUCCUAUACUGCAAGAGACUCAAUCAGAUGGGUCGGGUUCAUUGUUAGUGUAUGCGCAAGUGACCUUAGAGGGGAUGCAGACCGUGAUGGAGGGCCGGGAUUCGAGUUUGGUGGAAAUAUUUCCGCCAGGAUUUUCCAUCAUCCCAAAUACCAAAGUGAGUGAAAAUGACGAUGAUUCGUGUAUGAGUAUGAUGACAGUUGCGUUCCAACUAUUGACCGAGAAUAGCCCAGGAAACAUGAACAUACCCAGGCAGACCAUUGAAUACAUAAACAACCUGAUGUCUAGCAGGAUUCAGAGGAUCAAAUCUGCUAUUUACCGCGGCUAG
Messenger RNA from Impatiens glandulifera, 1425 nucleotides. RefSeq names its product homeobox-leucine zipper protein HDG1-like. The record is from RefSeq and is a predicted model, not a curated record. The coding region runs from base 1 to 1425 and encodes 474 amino acids. Gene Ontology annotation, molecular function: lipid binding. The transcript is spliced from 8 exons. Lineage: Eukaryota; Viridiplantae; Streptophyta; Magnoliopsida; Ericales; Balsaminaceae.